AUGGCGCUCCAAAAACUUCUCCAAAAUAAUACCAUACAAACAUCUAGAUGCCCAAGGCAUUUAAACAUUAAAAAUUGGGAGACUGGAACAAUCCUUCAAGAUGCAUUGCACCAUCAGGCCAAAGAGGUUCUUAACUGUCAGAGCAAAGUUUGCCAGGGAUCUCUCAUGAAUCCAAAAGGGUUAAUUCGAGGUCCCCGAAAUGAACCCAUCCCCAGAGACAAGUUACUACUCCAAGCAACUGAGUUUAUCCAUCUUUUCUACAACACACUUCAAAAGGCAGAAACGGAAGAGCACACAACACGGCUGGAAGCAGUGGCUCAAGAGAUAGAAAGAACAGGGACUUAUCAACUCACCAAAGAAGAGCUUAUCUUUGCCACAAAGCAAGCCUGGAGAAAUGCUCCUCGGUGCAUCGGGAGAAUCCAGUGGUCCAAUCUACAGGUGUUUGAUGCUCGUAGUUGCACUAAUGCUAAAGAAAUGUUUGAACAUCUUUGUCGCCAUUUGGAGUAUGCUACAAACGGAGGGAACAUAAGGUCCACCAUCACUGUCUUCCCCCACCGGACUGAUGGAAAGCACGAUUUCCGAAUAUGGAAUAAUCAACUCAUCAGGUAUGCUGGCUACCAGAUGCCAGAUGGAUCCAUUGUGGGAGAUCCAGCCAACGUGGAGUUUACACAGAAUAUAUUCUCACCCAUUUCCUCUUUCAUUCCAGGUGACUACUGGACUCCUUACAAAAAGUUUCCAGCAUGUACACUGGCACAAGCUUUGAUGCAUUUCCUUGAUGUAACCUCUCCUCCUUCCCAGCAGUUGCUAAGAUCUUUUUCCCAGCUGGCAAAAGAUGAAAAUGAGAAGGAAAGGCUGAAUCUCUUGUGUCAUAAUUUGGAGGAAUACAACAAGUGGAAAUUUUACAACAGCCCUACUAUCUUGGAAGUCCUGGAGGAAUUCUCAUCCAUCAGGAUCUCAACAUCCUUUUUACUCUCUCAGCUGCCUUUACUCAAGCCCAGAUAUUACUCGAUCAGUUCUUCGCAGGAUUGGGAGCCCCAGGGAUUACAUUUGACUGUGGCAGUGGUGACCUAUAGAUCUAGAAAUGGAAAAGGUCCAGUGCACCAUGGGGUUUGCAGUACUUGGCUGAACACGAUGGACCUGAAAAAAACAAUGCCCUGUUUUAUUCGCAGUGCUGAUGGAUUUCGACUUCCAAAGGAUCCAAGGAAACCCUGUAUCCUGAUUGGUCCCGGCACAGGAAUUGCUCCUUUUAGAAGCUUCUGGCAACAACGACUUUUUGACUUAGAAAAUAAAGGGAUCCAAGGGAGGGGUCUGAUCCUGCUGUUCGGCUGCCGACACUCCAACCUGGACCACCUCUAUCGAGAAGAAAUGGCGGAGAUGCAUCAGAAAGGGAUUCUCCAAGCAGUCUACACAGCUUACUCCAGGGAGCCUGGGAGUCCCAAAAGGCAGAAACGCUACAAGGAGGACAUAUUUGGAGCAACGUUUCCAAAGGAGAACCAAAGAAACAUGGAAGAAAUAAAAACUGAAAGACCCACAGAAGUCUUGGAAUCUCAAGCCCAGCUAAAACUUUAG
Molecule: messenger RNA, 1569 nt
Organism: Protobothrops mucrosquamatus (brown spotted pit viper)
Lineage: Eukaryota; Metazoa; Chordata; Lepidosauria; Squamata; Viperidae
Product: nitric oxide synthase, inducible-like
Exons: 12
Coding region: 1-1569 (522 amino acids)
Biological process (GO): nitric oxide biosynthetic process
Molecular function (GO): nitric-oxide synthase activity
Source: RefSeq, a predicted model, not a curated record